Drosophila miranda is the source of this 598-nucleotide messenger RNA. RefSeq lists its product as uncharacterized. Lineage: Eukaryota; Metazoa; Arthropoda; Insecta; Diptera; Drosophilidae. The transcript has 3 exons. The record is from RefSeq and is a predicted model, not a curated record. The coding region runs from base 22 to 327 and encodes 101 amino acids.
GAAAAAAGUUGCCAAAUCAAAAUGGUCACCGAGCCGAAGUCCGUUGAGCCCAAGGUCAGCACCAAGGAGGCGCAGUGCCAGUCAUCGGACUGCGAGACUUCCCAGCAGGAGCCAGUCUCGCAAGUAAGCAGCCCGAAGGGCGCCCGUGUGGGGAUCUUCAAUGCCGAGGACUUCUUGUCGCGUGCUCAGAUGAACGACAAAAUCAACAUCUUGCGCUCGCCCACCAAGCCGCCCAACGGGGUGCGCCAGCGCUUCGUCUACACCAACAACCCAUCGCCGCAAGCAAGCUUGCGUGUCGGUAUGACUGGGGGGCAGCUGUCUCGCUAGCAGCGCCACCGUUGGCACCAACACCAUCACCAGCGGCAUUUCCAAGGAGUGCGCCAAUUACCCCGUCGGCAGUCAGUCGGCCCGUCCAUACGUCCAACUGCCGGGCAUACACAUUUCCAACCCUCCCCAGUACGGGCCAGGGAAUAUGCAGGAAAUAGACGCUGGCAAAAUGGCGCACAACGGCAAGGCACUCACAGGGCGCUACAAUGCCACGCCCACCUAUGGCUUCGACAACGAGCAGAACUACUGCUUGGAAAGGGGCUCCUGCAUA